AUGGCAACAGCAGCAACGAUUGGAGUAAGCGAGUUGGAAGGAGUAACAGAUGCUUAUAAAGAGUUAAUGGAGAAAGCAAGUGCUCAAGACUUUGGUGAUAUUGCACAGUCUGGUUGCUUUAUACCCGUUGGAUUGGAUGAACAGAGUCAUCCCGUCUACUUGGUAUUGGCUAAUAAACUACCAUUGGGUAUUAGUGGUUUAGAUAAAAUGAUGUCUUAUAUGUGUAAAACAUUAGAACCUUUGGUUACUGGAGGUCAUUAUAGUAUCAUCUAUUCUCACCAUGGUUUGGCUCAAGAAAGUACACCUGACCGUGCAUGGUUAUUAAAGACAUACCAAUUAUUACCAAGAAAUUAUAAAAAGAAUCUAAAACAUUUCUAUAUACUUCAUCCAUCAACAUGGUUAAAGGUAUUGUUUAUGAUGAUGUCACCAUUUUUGAGUGAAAAGGUUUGGAGACACAAGGUUGUCUAUUUGGACUAUCUCCAAGAAUUGCCAGAUACUCUGGAUCGUGCACUCAUCAAAUCCAAAAUACCACACAUUGUAAAGGAACACGACAAACAAUUGUUGGCACAACCAGAGGUUGCCGAGACUGUCAUGUCAUCGAUGGAAGUACUUGGCAAGGAACUAAUGUCAUCGUUUGCUACUCCAUUCAGUGUAUUUGGUGGUACCGAUCCUUCUAAAUGGGAUAAUGCAUAUGGUGAUAAUUAUAAGAGUUCUUAUAGUACAACAAAUAAUCAAAAUGAUUCAGAUGACGAUGAUGAUGAAGAUGAUGAAGACGAUUCAGACGAGUAA
Messenger RNA from Cavenderia fasciculata, 789 nucleotides. RefSeq lists its product as uncharacterized. The transcript is spliced from 3 exons. NCBI's taxonomy places the organism in Eukaryota, Evosea, Eumycetozoa, Acytosteliales, Cavenderiaceae. Bases 1 to 789 code for a protein of 262 amino acids. The record is from RefSeq and is a predicted model, not a curated record.